Messenger RNA from Cetraspora pellucida, 1254 nucleotides. NCBI's taxonomy places the organism in Eukaryota, Fungi, Glomeromycota, Glomeromycetes, Diversisporales, Gigasporaceae. The record is from the annotation of a GenBank genome assembly.
AUGAGUGAAUUCGAACAAGUACCCGAUCAAGAAGCCGAUAUUCAAGAAUCAGAAGAGGAGGAGGAACUUUUUUAUACUGAAAUCGACGAACUUCAAAACCAUGGAAUUGGUGCUGCUGAUAUUACUAAACUUAAAAGUGCUGGUAUUUGCACUGUGCGGGCAAUUCAUAUGACAACUCGAAGAAACCUUUGUAAAAUUAAAGGACUCUCUGAAGCAAAAGUUGAUAAACUUAAAGAAACCGCCUCAAAACUUCAGUCAGCUUCUUUCAUAACUGCUACUGAAUUUUCGCAAGUAAGGUCGAAAGUGAUGUAUAUAUCAACAGGUAGUAAAUCACUGGAUGCGCUUAUAGGCGGUGGUGUUCCCACUAUGUCAAUAACUGAAGCAUUUGGUGAAUUCAGAACCGGAAAGACUCAAAUCGCUCACACUUUAUGCGUUGUGGCGCAGCUUCCACCUGCCAUGGGUGGAACAAAUGGAAAGGCUGCUUUCAUAGAUACUGAAGGGACUUUUCGUCCAGAACGCAUCAAAUCUAUAGCUGCGCGUUUCGGAAUUGACCAUGAAGCUGCCCUUGAGAAUAUUCUUUUUGCUCGCGCUUACACUUCUGAACAUCAAAUGGAACUUAUCAUCGAGUUGGCUGCUCGAUUUGCUGAAGAAAAAGGAGUAAUAGAUUCCAUUAUCGCACUCUUUCGAACCGAUUAUGCUGGUCGUGGUGAACUUGCCGAGCGGCAACAAAAGCUUAAUAUUAUGCUCAGCCGCCUGACCAAAAUUGCAGAAGAGUUUAACGUUGCUGUUCAAGCUGAUCCUGGCAGUAAUAUGAUGUUUGUAAGUGAUCCUCGUAAACCUAUAGGUGGCCACGUUCUUGCACAUGCAUCUACCGUUCGUCUUUACCUGCGUAAAGGUCGUGGUGACGAACGAAUUGCUAAAGUUUAUGAUUCACCUGAUAUGCCUGAAGCCGAAUCUCAACCCGUAAUCCUAUAUGUACGAAAGCAUCAAACAAUUCGACAAAAACAACAGAUAAUGCUACAAAAACAAAUGAUACCAAACUCUACAAAAAGUACCAAAGCUAUAGAAAAUGGCAGAACAUUGCAAGAGUUUAUAACAGUAGCCGGAAAAAAACGUGAUUUUCAUCUCGAUGAAGAAGAAGUCGAAGCAAUAACUUUACGUGAACAACAAGAAGCAAUGAAGAGAUUAGAAGAUGAACAAGCAGCUGCAUCUAAACCAAAGCUACCUAACUUCUGGUUGGUACGCGUCACAUAA